CGUAUGCGAGGAAUGUCAUUAUUCCGUAAACCGACGAAUCGCGUCGGACUUAUACGAACUAGCAUCAACAAUGUCUUCAACGCAAGAAUUGAAAGAAGUGAUUAAAGACACGCUGGAAAACAGGGGUGUACUUGGUCAGAUCAAGGCUCGGAUACGUGCAGAAGUCUUCAAUUCAUUGGAUGACAAAACGGAGUCCAAACCUCCCUUGAGCAAUGAAAACAUGAUCAUCAAUGAGUUAAUUAGAGAGUAUCUUGACUUUAAUAAAUAUAAAUACACAGCGUCUGUCCUAGUUGCAGAGUCUGGCCAGCCAAAACAACCACUUGACAGAGGAUUCCUAGCUGAAGAACUGAAUGUUGAAGAAGACAGAAAUAGCUCACAAGUACCAUUGCUGUACAGUUUAAUAGGCCAGUUUAUGGACAGAAACAGAGGUAAAAGCACACGGUCAGCCAUGAUGAACAGAGGCCAAAGUUCAAGACUACUUGAUGAUUUGGAACAAGAAAUGGCCACAGGAAAUAUUAACCACAUAACAGAACCAUUAGUUAUACGAGGUGGAAGAAAAUGAAGUUGUUGGAUCUAAUUGUUAGUACCAUGGAAGUGACUUACAUGCAGACACCAUAGGGACCAGCAUUAAACUAGUAACAGCUUUGAAUGUGUAACGCUGCAGUAUUGAGUUAUAGACAUGUGGUUUAUCUAACUGUUGAUUGACAAAAUACCAGUGUGAAUUAAGAUAAAUGGUAUAUCAGUGUGAUUUACAUAAAUGGUGGACGGAAAUUUGGGUAUUAAAAUGGAUGAAUGUUUUCCAUAUGAACAUCUCACAUGCCCAUUAUGUGUUUGUGAAUUGUUAUUCAUUAAUAUAGAAAAGGUUUAUGAAAAUAAAUGACUGUCUUGCACAAUCCAGGCAUUCACACAUAUCUUAAACAAUAGGAGAUAAUUGUGUCUUAUAAAGAGUGGCAUUUUCAAAGGGUUGCCCCCCUUUCGUACUUGGUGUUCAUGAAAGCUUAUUCAAGCAAAUAAGGCAGUUAAUAAAGUUGCACCUUUGGUGCCAAAUAAUUGGUUAAAAUAUUAUGUUCAGCGUGUUAAAUGCCACAACGAUAUCAUAAUUGGAACAUGUAUUAUGUGAACAUAAGAUAACAUUAUAUAUUUACAUGUUAUUUACAUGUGCAUAAUAUUACAUAAAUUUAUUUAUUACAAUGUAUACAAUAAUUGUCAGUUUUGUGUAUUACUAUUUGUUUUAAGAUUCCAUAAACAGUUUUAUAUGUCAUCCAAUGCAACCUUUAUAUUUGUAUGCGCCUAUCUUUAGACGCCAAGUAAAUUUAUGAAACUGUCUAA
Molecule: messenger RNA, 1329 nt
Organism: Dreissena polymorpha
Lineage: Eukaryota; Metazoa; Mollusca; Bivalvia; Myida; Dreissenidae
Product: centrosomal protein 20-like
Exons: 5
Coding region: 71-562 (163 amino acids)
Biological process (GO): cilium assembly; microtubule anchoring
Cellular component (GO): centrosome; motile cilium; ciliary basal body
Molecular function (GO): protein binding
Source: RefSeq, a predicted model, not a curated record